GGCCCCUCGGUCGAUCGCUUUUUCUCAACUCCGAGUUCCACUCCCACGCUACAAGGAGGGCGAGCCAAGGUUUCAUCGUCUCGCCGACAAGGGUUGCUCGAAAGCGACACUAAAUCUGCGUGUCAAACGAGGUCUCUGGGGCGCAGUUUGUACAACCCUUUCGUACAAGACAAUGAAUCCCCUCUCGGACUUAUCUAGGCGCGAGGGCUUGAGAUAUUAAGAUUCCUAUUUACCACCCCCUCUGGUCUACUCACAAUGCUCAUAUUCAGACUUCACACCCUUCUCAAAUCUCAACUUUGUCAAAUACCUUCAAGUAUUCUCGAUUUCGAUCUAAACCCGUAACCAUGCCAAAACCCGGAAGCUCCACGCCAUCACUCGAGGAUUCUGUCCUCCAGUGCAAAGAAAAGGAGGACCUUGAGCAACAAGUGGAAGAGGAACAAGAUGUGCAAACAAAAGAGACGAACGCUACGGACGAAACUCUAAACCCAUGGCAUCCCAGCCAAUUCCCCGACGGCGGCAAGGACGCGUGGUUGUGUCUUCUCGGCACCUUUUGCUGUUUAUUCUGCAGUUUCGGAUGGAUCAACUGCAUUGGUGUUUUUCAGAACUAUUAUCAGCGCAACCAACUCAGCCAGUACUCUCCAAGUACGAUUUCCUGGAUAUCUUCUUGCGAGAUCUUCGUCAUGUUCAUUCCGGGGCCAAUUGUGGGUUUCUCUUUCGACAAUUAUGGACCCAAAUGGCUCUUGGUCAUUGGCACCUUUUUUCACGUCUUUGGCCUGAUGAUGACUUCUCUCUGCAAGGAAUACUACCAAUUCAUCCUAGCCCAAGGUAUCUGUAGUCCUCUUGGUCUAAACUGCAUAUUCACGGCUGCUACUAGCUCCAUUACCUCAUGGUUCUUCAAGAAAAGAGGCGCUGCCUUUGGCAUAAUGGCCGCUGGAUCGGGUCUAGGUGGCAUCAUUUUCCCAAUCAUGACCCAACAUCUGAUCCCUGAAGUCGGAUAUGGCUGGACGAUGAGAAUCUGCGCUUUUAUGAUUCUUGGAUUGCUUGGAAUCGCUAUACUCACGGUAAAAUCUCGUCUACCGCCGAAACCUCGACCUUUUGUCCCUGGAGUUUUUAUCGAACCAUUCAAGGAUAUCCGGUUUGUAUUGACCACAAUAUCGUCAUUCCUGUUCUUCAUGGGUUUAUUCAUUCCAAUCAACUUUGUCGAAGUUCAGGCUUUGGCAAAUGGCAUGUCGUUCCAUCUUGCUGGCUAUUUAAUUCCCAUCCUAAACGCGGCGAGUAUAUUCGGUCGAAUCAUACCAGGGAUUCUCGCAGAUAAGGUCGGCCGUUUCAACAUGCAGGUGUUAAUGUCCUUCUUUACCGGUAUCCUCGUCCUAGCUCUAGCCCUCCCAGCGUCAGGGAAUGCCGCCUUCAUCGCGUUCGCCGCCCUCUACGGAUUCGCGUCUGGUGCAUACGUCUCCCUCGCACCCGCACAGAUCGCAUUCAUUUCUAAAGUUGAGCAGAUCGGAAUCCGAGUAGGAAUGCUUUUCUCCAUCGUGAGCUUCGCAGGAUUGGCUGGAUCCCCUAUUGCUGGAGCGAUUGUUAGUAGAGAUCAUGGUGGAUUUGAUGGUUUGUGCAUCUUUGCUGGUGUAAUGCUUCUUGCAGGGGCCACGAUGUUCGUUUUCACAAGAGCGAUAGUCGCCGAGUACAAGAUAUUUGUCAAAGUUUAGGAUCCACCCUGAUGUUUAUCAUCCAAUCUGUAUUUCGAGGUUCUUUGGGAUAGAGAAUGGGAUAAAAGGAGCAACGUGUAAAGAUUAUAGACCUGCUAGUUCUUUUAAGUGGAUAUCCACGCUCGAUAAUCGACAAUGUAAUAGUAGGAGACAAAGUCUGUGGGUAUGUACAUAAAGCAUGAUGUGAAG
This is a messenger RNA of Lindgomyces ingoldianus, 1895 nucleotides long. RefSeq names its product MFS general substrate transporter. The record is from RefSeq and is a predicted model, not a curated record. Gene Ontology annotation, molecular function: transmembrane transporter activity. Gene Ontology annotation, biological process: transmembrane transport. Bases 345 to 1706 code for a protein of 453 amino acids. NCBI's taxonomy places the organism in Eukaryota, Fungi, Ascomycota, Dothideomycetes, Pleosporales, Lindgomycetaceae. Gene Ontology annotation, cellular component: fungal-type vacuole membrane. The transcript has 2 exons.